AGUUAUACUUUAUACAAUAAGCAAUAAUAUAUAAAUAAAUUAAAUCAAACAUUUUCAGCCUUGUUUAUUGUGUAUGCUUAUUCUGACAAAGUAUCAAUUAUGACUAGAAUUACGUGUUAUUUAAAGUGCUAUUAUUUCGGAUUUUAUUUUCGGAUAAACUAGUCAAGAACCAAUAAUCUAAGGAAAUUAGUCAAUAUAUGUAUCUGAUAUUGCUUAUUCAUAUCAACAUACAAUUAACUACAACUGAAUCAAGGCGUGGCUUAUGAAAAAUGAAAGCAAUAUCGGCUGGGAUUGCUAAGCAAUGGGAAAAAGUGUACAAACAUGUUGCAAAGGCAGUGGUAUUCAUUGACAAUACUGCAGGAGAGUUGCUACAUUGGCAAGGUGGGUUACCUCGACUCUUGAAUGCUGGAGCAACUGAUGUCAAGGAAUUCUCUUCCUUUGAGAGUGGAGCCGAAGACCAGAAGAAAGGUGUAUUCGUUGUGAGCGGCCUCCUGGUCGGAGUGGCCAAGGAGAUUAUUCGUGACAUACUGCAGGCCAGCCAUUUUCAGUAUGUAGUUGUAAUUACAUGCCAGAGUUCUGCCGUGCACUCAUUCAGCCUACAGGAUGUCACAGAGGAGAGCGAGCAGUUCUUUACUCAGGUGGAAGACAGGCUGCUGGAAUGGAUGGGCAACAUGAACUACACAGCUGAGGUGUUCCAUGUUCCAUUGUCUGCGGUCAAUGUGGGUAACUCCAUAUUCCUCAUGCCAGGCCAUGCCAAGUUGUUUCCCUUGGUCGGCUCAGAUCUUUCCCAGGUGGAGCUCUUGUACAACAACAGACAUGCGAAGCCAGAACAUAAAGACUUUGAGUCGCUGAAGAGUAUAGAUAUCUCCUGCCUACCUAAAGAUCUGCAAGUUUCCUAUAAGAGCCUGGUGUGCAGUCUGAACGGCCUACUGACAGAGCUGGGAGUGCGUGAGGACAUCUACAGCCUGGGACUUACCAGCAGCAUCCUGGCCACAGAACUGGAGGCCUAUCCAGCAGCCAGGCAGCGCAGAAAGACUGUCCAAGAGCGUGUCUCGCUCGUUCUUGUUGACCGCACACUUGACCUGGCCUCUGUGACCUCACACAACACGGACAGCCUCCUCGACCGGAUACAGCAGCUGUUACCACGGUUACCAGGUCAUGUGACAGAUGUCAAGGUCAACAUGACCCCUCUCUGCAAUGCUGACAGCGAAACAGCUGUGGACAUCAUAGCGCCUGGUUGCCUAGCAGCCCAAUCCGGUUCCCAGGAGCACCUGCAGACUGUGCUUGCUGGGAAACAGAAGGAGGCACUGAUGGAGGUGAACAGACAACUCGUGGAGGCUGCUGUCAAGAAUGGUCUCCCUUUAUCCCUAACUGGCAAACCAACCAGAGUCAGCGCUGAGCAGCUGAAUUCCACAUUGAAACUGUUUAGGGGGCAGUACGACAAAAUCAGCCGGCAUCUGGAUUGGUUGCAAGUUGCCAUGGCAACAUCGCACAGUCUCAGUAGUCAUAGUAACCGACAUGUUGAUGAGCUGAUCAGUGUGGAGAAAGGCUUGCUGCAGUGCCUGGAUGAUCUAAGUGGCACAGAAGCUUUCACCUAUCUUCUGAAGAUGGUUAGCAAAAAGGAGGCUGAUAAAUGGGUGUACAGCCUUGAUGACAUUCUCUGUAUGCUGGUCUACAUCUACUCCUUGUUGGGUGCAGCUGCUCUAGAACAGGAGGACCUUGAAGAACAGAUACAGGAAGCUUUGUUGGACAGAAUACUAGCUGAGAAAGACUUGCCUUCUCUGACACAAGCGAUUGUUGGUAGUGCAGGCUCAUUGAGUGAUCGAUCCAUCCUCACUGAUAUAGUGGACAACAUUUGGGAGAAACUGGUGGCCAUUGCAGACAGCCGAAGUCAUCUGCAACUAUUCAGGACUAUUCUUGAUCCCGGUUCUGCUGUCAGUCCCGCUACCCAUAAUCCUCUACUGCGGCAGCUGGUAGCAGCCAUCUUGGAACCCAGCAAACCAGACCUUGUUGAUGUGGAAAACAAGUCAUCUGGACUGAAGGACAUCCUAAAGUCAGGCUUUGGAUUGUUUCGUGGCGUGAGCAAGUCGAGGCCAAGUGAUCACCCCUUGUUGAUACUCUUUGUUGUUGGAGGUGUAAAUUGUACAGAGGUGAAGCAGAUCAGAGACCUUGUCAACCAAAUGAAACCUGCCAUACAGGUUGUGGUAGGAAGCACAAGACUGGUCACUCCUGCUGAAGUGGUUCAAUCAAUUCUCUGCAAGAAUAAUGUCACUAUUGAAAACCAGUCCUAAAACAGUGGAAUGUAGCCAAUCUUGAAAUAGUAAAACAUUGACAUGGUGGAAAGUAACCAGUUUUGACAUGUUGGAUUGUAACCAGCAUUUUGAUGAUGUAAUGUUACUAUCAUUUACAUUGUCACCAACAUUGACUUGGUGGAAUGAAACCUAUAUUGACAUGGUGGGAAUUAACCAUUUUAGAAAUGGUGGAAUGUAGCCAGCAUGGGCAUUACAAAAAUUAACAAUGAAUGAAUAUAUUUGUAUUGACAUGGUGGAAUGUAUGAAUUUGUAUUGAUAUGGGGACGUUGAAAUGAUUGUAUACUGGUACUUGAUGCUAUUUUAUAGAGACCAACUUUGUGUUGAGUUAUUCAUAACUUUUUCAAGUCUUUAUUCUCAAUAAGUGAGCGCAUUUACAUGAUAAAUUGUAUAAUUUUUAAUACAUGUUUUGUGUUGUUAAUAAUAUAUGGUAUACAAAGGGUGUUCUGAAAUUCACUUCACAUCCCAAUUUAUUGAUAUAUAUUGUGCUCAAUUUAAUACAAUGUUAUUGAUAAAUACUGCGUUAUUCUUAGCGAGGCUGUUUUCGGAGAAAACCCGAGCUAUUGUCAUAGCCAGCUCGUCCGCUGUCCGCCGUAGGCGUCGUGCUAAAACCUUAACAUUGGCUCUAAAAUCAAAGUGCUUCCACCUACAACUUUGAAACUUCAUAUGUAGAUGCACCUUGAUGAGUUCUACAUGCCACACCCAUUUUUGGGUCACUAGGUCAAAGGUAAAGGUCACUGUGACCUCUAAUGUCAAACUUUAACAUAGGCUCUAAAAUCAAAGUGAUUCCACCUACAACUUUGAAACCUCAUAUGUAGUUGCACCUUGAUGAGUUCUACAUGCAACACCCAUUUUUGGGUCACUAGGUCAAAGGUCAAGAUCACUGUGACCUCUAAUAUAAAACUUUAACAAAAACCUUAUCAUUGCCUCUAAAAUCAAAGUGCUUCCACCUACAACUUUGAAACUUCAUAUGUAGAUGCACCUUGAUGAGUUCUACACGCCACACCCAUUUUGGGUGUCACUAGGUCACAGGUCAAGGUCACUGUGACCUCUUAAAAAAAAAAAAAAAAAUCUGACAAGCUUUCGCAGCCAAGCGUGGCACCCGUUAUGCGGUGCUCUUGUUUAUUUAAAUAAUGAAAUUGAUCAUGUUGGUUUAAAUGGAGAUGUUGAUGUUAAUUUAUUAAAUUGUACAUAAAUGAGUCACAUUGCAAUGGAAAAUAUUUAUGUUGGUAAUAAAUGAAUAAAGUGCC
This is a messenger RNA of Dreissena polymorpha, 3559 nucleotides long. Its product is annotated as sec1 family domain-containing protein 2-like. The record is from RefSeq and is a predicted model, not a curated record. Bases 270 to 2291 code for a protein of 673 amino acids. The transcript has 16 exons. NCBI's taxonomy places the organism in Eukaryota, Metazoa, Mollusca, Bivalvia, Myida, Dreissenidae. Gene Ontology annotation, biological process: intracellular protein transport; vesicle-mediated transport.